GGCGCUAUCUCUCGGCGCUCGCUUGCUCUCCCCUGCCGGGAUCUCAUCAUGGAGUCGCAGUGCGAUUACUCGAUGAUCUUCCCGGCAUGUCCCGUGUUACCGGCGGACCUCCCGGGCCGGUACCGCUCCCUCCCCCGCCGCAAUCACCUCUACCUGGGCGAGACGCUGCGUUUCCUGCUGGUAUUGCGGCUUCGGAGUGCCGGGGAGGUCGUGCAGGACAGGGCGGGGUCGGAGGCCUGCUGCCGCGGUGACAGUUCUCAGGAGAGCCCGGGGUCUGAGAGCUGCUCCUGGGCCCCGCUGGCGGCUUCUCUCUCCGCCCUGGCCAGUGUGUGCCCGGGGGAGGAGGAGCUGGAGGAGGCGGAGGAGGAGAGCGGCGAGGACGGCGGCGGCGGCGGCGGCUACCGGGGGUGCCGGGCCAUCCUGAGCCAGCAGCACCCGGCGGGGGCCGGACCGGGGGCCCCCGUCACGGACCCCAUAGUAUCUUGUGACGAGGUCAUCUUCCCCCUCUCCGUGUCUCUAGAUCGCCUGCCACCCACCACAGUCAAAGCUAAGAUAGUGGUCACAGUCUGGAAGAGGGACUCCGAGCAGUCCCGGGUGAAGGCGCUCGGCUACCGCUCUCUGCUGCUCAACUCCACCCCAGCGCAGAUCUUCAAGGAGGAGCAGGCCGCCUUCAAGGCUCAAGUGAGUACCCUCCUCACCGUGCUCCCACCUCCCACCCUCAGGUGCCGCCAGAUCAGUGUAUCCGGGAAACACCUCACAGCCCUGAAAGUGCUGAACACCUCCUCUCAGGAUGAACUCUGUAUUCGGGAUGUUCGGAUACUCCCCAACUUCAAUGCCAGCUACCUGCCUGUCAUGCCUGACGGAUCCGUGCUCCUCGUGGACAAUGUCUGUCACCAGUCCGGAGAUAUCAGUAUGGCCUCCUUCCUGCGCCUGCACAGCUGCUCGUCCCAGUUACCCAGCAUGCUCUGCUCCCUGGAGGAGCACAAUUUCUUAUUCCAGCUGCAGACUGGAGAGCGCCCCCCUGAGGAUGCCAAAGAGGGUCUGGAGGUCCCUUUAAUUGCUAUAAUUCACUGGUCCACCCCAAAGCUGCCAUUUACGUCUGGAAUAUACACCCAUUACAAACUCCCGAGUAUCCGUCUGGAGAGGCCGCGGUUUGUGAUGACGGCGCGCUGUGACUCCCCAGUACAGAUGCACACCCCUUUUCGGGUUACCUACACUCUGCUGAAUGACUUGCAGGACUUCCUGGCUGUCCGACUGGUCUGGACCCCAGAUACCAACAUGGCGGCAGGCGGUAGGUGUCUGACAGAAGAGGAGCGGCGAGGUACACAGGCAGCGCAGGAGGCGGUCGUCUGCUACACCCCCAUCAAUAGUCUGGGCUUCUGCCGGAAAGGCAGCUCCGUCACCAUCGGCGUCACAUUCAUGGCGCUAAAAGCUGGGCUGUUCGAGCUCUCCCAGCACAUGAAGCUGAAGCUGCAGUUCACGGCAAGUGUUUCUCAGGCCCCUCCGGACGCUCGUCCCGUCUCACGCAGGAGUAGUCCCAGCAGCCCUGCCCUGAGGGACCUAGAGAGACAGCAGCAAGGGGGCGCUCUAGGGAGGUCGCAGUCCUUCUCUCACCAGCAGCCCCCUCGUGGGCAGCUCAUCAGGACUGGAAGCGUGAUGGAGCGGCGCGCUAUCACCCCACCCGUGGGGUCUCCCUUGGGUCGACCACUCUAUUUGCCCCCCGAGCGGGCUGCUCUGUCUCUGGAUAAAAUUGCAAAGCGGCAGUGUAAAGUCCUGGUGGUGAAUCCGGUCCAGUGACUCGGUGUCGUCAAGGAGGAGAUUCGUUCCCCCCCCACUUCCUGAAUGUGGAAGGGGGCGCCAACACAGUCUGGGAUGUGUGGACCAAGCAGCCUGUGCUGGAAGGGAGAUUCAGCCCAAUCCUGGAUCGGGGGAUUAAAGGGCCAACGCACGGUUGGCUCAACCAGGGACCGGAGCCACAUAGUGUUUGCUGGACGGGGAGACUGGGCUCUGUGGAGCUGGAUGCAGCAGAGUCAGACGGGUAACGGGGCCAGAUGCAGCCUGUGCGGGAACAGGAGGCCGGGGUUAGGGAGCGGGGAACUGGGGGUAGACCCUGCCCACGUGGACAGGAAGUGCGAUAUAGCCCCGCUCAAGUGGGCGGGGUGAGAGCCCAAAGAAUGGGGGUGGGACUCCGAUACUGCCCUCCCUGUGAUGUGAGGAGGUGAUGGCAGAAUGUAGCGGGCCUCGCCGUUUUCCACGCCAUCGCUUCCAGAUUUUAUGUUUACAUUUUUUAUUUUUAUUUAUACAUUUCAUUUUUGGGAUCCCCCCAGUUUACUGUCAGUAUAUACACUGGAAUCUGAUGGGGGGCACCCCGCCUAUAGGACAGCAGGAUGAUGGGGGCGCACUUACUUGUGGCUGCGACACUUCCCUUUUUUUUUAAAUAUUAGUACAGGUCAGAUUUUAUUAUUUUAAUAGAAGAAAAAAAUAUAUAUAUAAUUUAAAGGUACAAGAGCCAGCAGAGGGAGACGGGUUCUUACUGUGCCUGUGAUCAAGUGCCAACAUUGCUGUACUGGUGCUCCGCCUGCUGGUCUGUGUGCUGUACUGCACCUCAGCUGCUCCACCUGCUGGUCUGUGUGCUGUACUGCACCUCAGCUGCUCCACCUGCUGGUCCGUGUGCUGUACUGCACCUCAGCUGCUCCACCUGCUGGUCCGUGUGCUGUACUGCACCUCAGCUGCUCCACCUGCUGGUCCGUGUGCUGUACUGCUCCACCUGCUGGUCCGUGUGCUGUACUGCACCUCAGCUGCUCCACCUGCUGGUCUAUGUGCUGUACUGCACCUCAGCAUAGAUAGUCGAGGUAGGGAUCAUUAUACAUGCACCAGUAUUUACAGGGACAUUCCAAAUAAGACUGGGUAGCGAGGGGGGUGAUGCUGCAGGGACUGUUUAGUGCAGAUGGAGGGGUCACUGCUCCCUCUGCUGGUUGCUCCCUAUACUGGGUACUACAGAUGGUGGGGUCACUGCUCCCUCUGCUGGUCGCUCCCUAUACUGGGGGUCACCGCUCCCUUCCAUGCUGCACAAUGAGCCAAAACAAUACUAGGUGAGCGGGUCAUGCAGCUGUUGAGUAGGGGUUGUGCCCGGUGACCCCCUGGUACAGCCCUGUGUAAUAGGAUGUGACCUUAGGGGUUAAAGGUCAUUGCCACUGGAUUAAACAUUUAAAGGGAAACUCCACUUGAAAUCUGUACAGGGAGGUUCCAGCCAUGCCUGCCUCUGAGAUCCUUGUCCUUCUCGUGGUCUGUCACUCCGCCAUAUCAAGACUCCCGGAUCUCAGGUCCACAUGGGCCGGGAGAGAGGGAAGGGUUUGAAGAUCUCUGGUAACUGAGCCCAGCGUUUGGGUGGUGUUCCCCUUUAAGAGCCCUGGAACAUGUGUGUUAAAGCUACUGUGGACUGAGGUCCAGCGAUUCAGCGCCGGGGGAGGGGUCCGGGCGCACAACCGUACGUGUUACAUGAUGUACUUGCCAAUAGGUGAGGGGGAACGCCCCCAGACUGCACUUACCAUCCCCCAACCUUUCCUGCCAAUACUUGAGCGCUUUCCGUGACCCCCCCUCCCCCCAUACACACUGGAAGUUGUCGCCUCGCAGCCGCACUUUACAUUUUACGUGUUUUAUAAUUUAUUUUGAACAAACUGAAUACAGAACUCCAUUC
Molecule: messenger RNA, 3697 nt
Organism: Bufo bufo (common toad)
Lineage: Eukaryota; Metazoa; Chordata; Amphibia; Anura; Bufonidae
Gene: TRAPPC14
Product: trafficking protein particle complex subunit 14
Exons: 11
Coding region: 49-1797 (582 amino acids)
Biological process (GO): cilium assembly
Cellular component (GO): TRAPPII protein complex
Molecular function (GO): alpha-tubulin binding
Source: RefSeq, a predicted model, not a curated record